Molecule: messenger RNA, 1119 nt
Organism: Centropristis striata (black sea bass)
Lineage: Eukaryota; Metazoa; Chordata; Actinopteri; Perciformes; Serranidae
Product: arrestin domain-containing protein 3-like
Exons: 6
Coding region: 1-1119 (372 amino acids)
Biological process (GO): protein transport
Cellular component (GO): cytoplasm; plasma membrane
Source: RefSeq, a predicted model, not a curated record
AUGUCUACCACCGUAAAGAGCCUGAAAGUCACCUAUAACCCUGUUAAUAAGGACAACACUUUUACUAAUGGAGACUAUGUUUCAGGUAAUGUCACGCUGGAAGUGGCCAAAGACUGCCAGAUAGACUCCCUGUCAAUUAAAUUCAAGGGGAAAGCAGAAGUCCAGUGGACAGAGAACCACGGUAAAACUACUGUUGUUUACCACUCCAAGGAGAAGUACUUCAGCGUCAAACAUUUCUUUAUUCAGGACAAAGAUCGCAGAGGUAAAGUCAACACAUUAUUCUUUUGCUUUCCAGACUGCAGUGUUGUUGCCCCAGGAUGCCAUGUGUACCCAUUCACCUUUCAGAUCCCUCACCAGAAUAUUCCGUCCUCCUUCAAAGACCAUUAUGGUAAAAUUGUGUACCUGCUGGAAGCCCAGCUGAGCCGAUCAAUGAGAAUGAACACGAAAGAUUCAACUAAGAUCAACUUUGUGGCAAAGCCAGACCUGAACAGUGACCGUACACUAAUGACACCGCAGCAUGAAACCAAGGAUAAGAAAAUGAAUGUUUUCACCUCAGGAACUGUAUCCAUGGAUGUGAAUCUUGAAAAAGCAGGUUUCUUCCAAGGUGAGGGAUUAAAGGUUACGGCGUACAUUCAGAACAAGUCGUCUCGUGAGAUCAAGCCAAAGUACUGUGUGUACAGCAAACACAGCUUCUUUGCUGAAGGGAAGAGAAGACUCAAUACUAAUGACAUCUUUAAAGAGGUGGGAGAGCCAAUCCCUCCUUCUGCUUCCCAAAAUGUCACGAGAAUCCUCCAGAUCCCUCAUGAUCUGGAGCCCUCCAUCCUCAACUGCGGUAUCAUCACAGCAGAGUACAGACUCAGGGUCUACCUGGAUGUUAAAUAUGCUUCUGACCCAGAGAUCAAAUUUCCCAUCGUCAUCCUGCCGGCCUCUCAGGUUUCUGCCACGGCACCUCCACCUGCUGCCUCUGACUUUGGAUUUGAACCAUUUGGGAGCACCAACCCUCCAGCCUGGGGCAUUGCACCACCACAGCCACCAACAGCACCCCAAGCUUUUGAUGUUCCACCUCCCUACGGAGCAUAUGGAAUGUAUCCUUCUCUGACAGACUUUGGCAAGAAGUAG